UAUGUUUUAUCUGCAGACUCUUCUGGACUCUGGGGGGAAAAAAAAGGAAAAAUCGCCUCCGCUUUAGACUUCUACUGCCAGCACUGGGGACUCAAGAGGUUUUCUCAGAGCUAGAAAUUAACCUUCUUUCUUUAUGUGGCUCCUGAAAAAAACGACUGACGUCCACAAAGCAAUGAAAUGGCUCAAAAGCCAGAGCUGUGCAGAACUCCCUCCAGCAAGCUAACAAGGGGUGCCGGGGAGAAGGUGCAGGGAAAGCAGGAACAAGGUCGCCAAACCUGCCACCUGAGGACAGAACUACAGUUCCCACCACGCAGCGAGGCAGGAGGAAGAAGGAGCCCUAAGAGCCGAAGGGGGAAACAGGAGAGAAAGCAAACCUCAGCUGCUCGCAGAGGAGAGAGUGAGAGGUCUGACCACCCAGACGGGACCAUGCAGUUCUCCGGCUCAGCCAGGGCAGCAGAUGAGAACUUCGACUAUUUGUUCAAGAUCAUCCUCAUCGGGGAUUCCAACGUGGGGAAGACGUGUGUGGUGCAGCACUUCCGAUCCGGGGUCUUCACAGAGACCCAGCAGAACACCAUCGGGGUGGACUUCACUGUGCGCUCCCUCAACAUCGAUGGCAAGAAAGUGAAGAUGCAGGUGUGGGACACAGCAGGCCAGGAGCGCUUCCGGACCAUCACCCAGAGCUACUACCGCAGUGCACACGCGGCCAUCAUCGCCUACGACCUCACCCGGCGGUCCACCUUCGAGUCUGUUCCCCACUGGAUUCACGAGAUAGAAAAAUACGGCGCGGCGAACCUGGUCAUCAUGCUGAUCGGGAACAAAUCUGACUUGUGGGAAAAAAGGCACGUUCUGUUUGAGGAUGCCUGCACCCUGGCCGAGAAAUACGGUCUCCUUGCUGUUUUGGAGACGUCUGCCAAGGAGUCCAAGAACAUAGACGAAGUCUUCUUGCUGAUGGCCAGGGAGCUGAUGGCCCGCAACAGCCUGCACCUGUACGGGGGGAGCGCCCUCAGCAGCCUCCCACUGGACUCCAGCCCGGUGCUUAUGGCCCAGGCCCCCAGUGAAAAGACCCACUGCACUUGCUGAAUGUGGCAAGGCCUGUGACACCCCCCAGGGGCCAUCUCUGAAACCAAAGUCGCCUGAUAGCCUAGUCCACUGAAUAGCUUUAUCAGCAAAGUGUAGACUCGCCGUGCUGAAUCCUCCCUGCUGUGUCGGUAGCUUGUCCGCCUCAGGUCACACCAGAGGCCACAACCGCUGACUCUGAGGACAGAGAUUUUUCUUCACUUUGCCUAGCGAAAUCAGGACUCAAGCCUGGGCAGGAGGACAAGGUUUGCCCUUUUUCAUCGUCCCCUCUUCUGUCUCCCCACUGCUUCAGCCUUUUCUACUCGUUUGUCUUGAAGGAGGUAGUGAAGGAAAGAAGAAAAGAGAAAAAUCGAGAGAGAGAAGAGGAUGUUUGGAAUGGCUCAGGGCUGGGAGCAGGGGGAAAGCUUGCAAUGCUGUGAUCUUUAUCUUCCUGACAGUCACACCUCCGGUCUUUAGCUUGGGGGGCAAAGCCUUUUGACAUAAAGACCAUAAAUACCGUCUUGCCAUAUGGUCGGGAGCCAUGUGAUGGAGAGAGAAUUGGCCCUCACUUUUUCCCACUUGGACUUGACCGCCGUCUAGGAGGUGGGAGAGGCCACCAAUCUCUAAAACACCCAAUUAUCUGCUGGAUCAGCAGUCAUUUCUGAGUUAAAAUUAAAUUGACUCAGAUGAAAAUCAAACCAGUGUUGACCUUGCUGUGUCACCCCGGGUGCCCAUAAAGCUUCUGGAAACUUAAUAAAUCUUGUUUUUUCAAAGUUCCCUGAUAGGGCCUCCCUGGUGGUGCAAGGGGUUAAGCACCGCACUAGGAAGCAAUCUGCAGCCUCUGCAGCACAGGUUCAAUCCCCAGCUUUCCAGGGAGCAACUAGAGGUGCAGCAGACCUCUGCUGACUCUCCUGCUGCUCCCCUCAGCAGUGUAUUUCAAUCUGCCUGUUCUGUUCCCCGCUCUGUCUCUGGUGAAUCCUCUCACCCCCACCCCCCAGCAUCUCUGGCCUGUACCCCAGCUCUUGUAUGCAUAAAUAAAUAAAUCUUUAAAAAAAAAAAUUCCCUAGUCAUAGUUGCUGAGGUGUGUCCUCUAUCAUGUAAGGACCAGAAGGCCUGGUCCAGCCACACAUUGGCUCUGAAAGGGGCGAUAUCUUGGUGGGGAGGGUCACCUCUGGCCUCUGGCCCAGGUGACAGCUCCCUGGCCUCUCUAGCCCAUAGUAUCACUGAGACUGGCAGCUAACAAAUGGCCACCAACCACUUGGACUGCUUGAAAUGUGGCUAAUUCAAAUUUGAGAGGAGCUCUAGGUGUAAGAUACACUUCAGGUUUUCAACACAGUACAAAAAAAAGAAUGUCACGGAUCUUACUAACCAUUUUUAUGUUGAUUAUGUUUAAGUAAUAUUUUACAUAUACUAGGUUAAAUAAAAUAUAUUACUAAAAUUUCACCUGUUUCUUUUUACUUUUUUAAUACCUUUCAUUUUCUCCCCACACCCAUCAUGCCCUGAAGUCAAGGCCAGCAGCUGGGGCUCUCCCCAGGUUCUUCCACAGUGAGUUUCUGGGGGGAGGAGGGUGAAGCUGGCAUUUCAGUUGACGCCGAGGACAUUUUGCUUUGGAUCCUUUUUUCCUG
Messenger RNA from Talpa occidentalis (Iberian mole), 2681 nucleotides. RefSeq names its product RAB19, member RAS oncogene family (gene RAB19). Lineage: Eukaryota; Metazoa; Chordata; Mammalia; Eulipotyphla; Talpidae. The transcript has 6 exons. The record is from RefSeq and is a predicted model, not a curated record. Gene Ontology annotation, cellular component: trans-Golgi network. Gene Ontology annotation, molecular function: GTP binding; GTPase activity. The coding region runs from base 178 to 1080 and encodes 300 amino acids.